Messenger RNA from Filobasidium floriforme, 461 nucleotides. RefSeq lists its product as uncharacterized. The transcript is spliced from 4 exons. The record is from RefSeq and is a predicted model, not a curated record. Gene Ontology annotation, cellular component: mitochondrion. Lineage: Eukaryota; Fungi; Basidiomycota; Tremellomycetes; Filobasidiales; Filobasidiaceae. Gene Ontology annotation, biological process: mitochondrial respiratory chain complex I assembly. Bases 1 to 264 code for a protein of 87 amino acids.
AUGAUGAUCCGCUUCAAUGACAAGGACAGGACUCUUCAAGAUCGUCGGCCGUACUCUAGCAGAAUCAUGCCAAAGUUGGACAACCCCAUCAAGCUGAACGGAAUACGGAAGCUGGCCAGUGCUAGCAAAAGCUGCUCGACCCAGUCGUUGGCUUACGGAAAAUGUAUCGGUGCCAACUAUACCGAUGUCAGUAAAGGAAUGUGUGCGGAAGAGUUCCGAGCUUUCAAGGAAUGCGUGCAGAAAGCGAUGGGCAAGAAGUGGUAGCUUCCGGCUUGUCGAACAACUGUAUCCAAGUAUAUGGCCGGAUGACUGUACUAUAAUAUCGGGCGCCCAUGAAACAUUCGUAAUCGAAAGACUACAAUCUGCAUCGCCCGUCCGUAAACCGCCACAGUCACUCUGAACGAAAGAUACACCAACAGCCAUAGGCAACCCGGAAGGUAGUAAGAUAGAUGCUCCAGAGA